UGUUAAAGCACUGGGCAUAGACAGCACCAAAGGUUUCUGUACAUGUGGAGGUGAGUCAUACUCAACAACAUGAUGGGUGGGCCCAACACUUCAUUAUGGCUCCUACUAAUCUCAGCUAUUGGAACAGUCUGCACAACUACAAAGAUCAACUUAAUAACAAUGAAUGACAUAGUAAAAACAUAUCAGUGGAGCCAACUGAACAGCACUAUUAACAAUGCCUCACACGAAGCCUGCAACACAACAACACUAAAUAUAGCAAGUUCCAGGAUAUCUAACACUGUGGAGACCCUUACUAACCAACUGUCUUGUGUGAGUGGCAAAAACCAAAGCCUUUCUGAAGAGAAGAUUGGAGGGCUGCAAUACAAUCUCAGACGGAUUAUGGAUUUGAAUUUAAAAGUCUUCAUAUAUUUGGCUGAAAAUGACUCAAAAUCCGAGGUCCUCAAUGUCUUUGGAGUUUUGAACAGUCUCAACCCUGUUAAUGUCCGAAGUGAGACGUUCAUACGACUGUGGUCCAAAAUCCAGCUGGAACCUCUUUUGCCCUACAUUACUGGAGAAUUCAUGACCCUGUUGAGCACAAAAGACUUCAGCUGCAGCGCUUAUCAGGCAUUGAUCAAGACACUAAGUGAUGAUCUGGGAUCCAUUACCGAAGGGCAAAAACUAUUGUUAUACAAUCACAGAAGCACAGACGCUCAAAGCAGCCAAUCUGCCUCAAUAAACACAAAGCAACAACAAUUGAUCUUCACUUACUUCAUCCUACCAUUCCUUUCGAGAAAUGACACAACAGAUCCCGGCUGUGUGUCAAACACCAGUGGAAGCACGGACUGGCUCCAGAGGAACUUUGGCGUAUUUUCAGUUUUUGCAGAACUGUCCGAGUUACAAGUUCUUAAUCCCGGGUUUUCCAGCAUGGAAUCUCUCUCGGCGCUUACUCCAGACCAAGUGGCACAAUGGGCAUUGAGCUCUGGAGCAUUGAAUAACACCAAUGACAUCAACCUUGUGUUUGAGCGGCUGGACAAAGGAAACGCUUUCCAAAAUGUUGACCAGUUUCUGACGCAAUUGACGGCCGAUGCAGAACAGAUUCCUGACAUCUCUCCGGCCGUGAGGGAUGUAAUGAUGAAUCUGACAUUUAGCAUCAUCAGCCCUGAAUUCCAACGAUUUGAAAGGCUGGACUGGAUUGUGUGGUUCGAAGUAAAGCUGACUCCCAUCCUCCCCAGUUUUAAUGGAGUGAUGCUCACUAAUGCUACGUCAUACGUCAACUGCACCAACUACCAAGUGAUUGUUAAAGGAAUGUCCGAUGCCUUCCCUAAAAUGACUCCUGAUAGAAGAGAAGAAAUCGCAAUGGUCAUGCUGAAUUACCUGAAGAGAUCUAUACAACUCAUCAAUGGACCAGCUUGCACCCAGGGCAUUCAAAACGAUGCAGACUGGCUUGAGAUCAACCUGGGUCUAUUCUCUCAAUACGUAUCCUAUUCGGAUCUCACACACUUCAACAUCUCAGGGGUGGCAGUUCUAGACAUCCUCUCACCAAAUCAGAGAGCUGAACUGAUAUUUGACCAAAGCAGUGGCGCUCUGGAGAAUGUCACUCUUGUCAGGGAAGUUUUCAUCAGCUUGGUGGAAUCUGACGUGCAGCUAGAGGAGUUCUUUGUGACUUUUGUCGAAAUCACCAAGCAGGAAAACAUCACCAUCAUCACAAACACAGAUGUAAGAGACACAAUGCUAAACCUGACCUUGACGGCUCUUGCUCCCCAAUUCUACGUCUUUGAGCCAAAAGACUUCCAGCUUUGGUUCCAAGUCAAUCUGGAUGUUCUACUAGCCAGUUUCAAUCCUUCCAGUUUGGUUGUUAUCCCCCUGAACAUCACCUGUGAAUCAUACGACGCCAUAUUUACAGGUCUCAACCAAAGUUUGGAAUCUCUUCCACCUAACCUCUCACAGGGUGUGAUGUCCAGCUUGGAUGCAUUGAUGGAGAAAUUCCAACGUUGCCCAAGGCCGCUCCCUGAUAUUGUGUGCAAAGAAACAUUGGUCAAUGAAGAACAACUUUGUACUGGAGUCAACAGUGCACAACUGGAGCAAAACCUAUUGUCUGGCAGUUCUUCUGAAUCUCUGUGCAACUUCAACCUCCCUGAAUAUGCCUGUUCCUCAACAUUCCAUCUCUCAGCGGACAACUUGGUGACGCUGCUGAAAUGCCAACUAGCGAGCAACACCACUUACUCAACAGCAAUGUGGAAGCUGUUCUUCCAAAACAAUGCUGCGGUUCUGGAUCAGGCUCUUCUGGAGUAUUCCAGCAUGAACCCCAACAUCAGCAGUCCAGCUAUGCCACAAAUCCUUGAUGCCAUUGAAGAAGUCAAAAUAAACAAUUUCACUAAUGCACAGCUGAACAACGUCGGUUUCAUCAAUGACUGGUUCCAGAAGAGGCUCCAACCAUUCCUGGCAUCUCCAUCCAGCAAUUUCCUCUCCUGUCUGAGCUCCAAGAACUUCAGUUGUCAGACCUACCAAACUGUUAUUGCUGCUCUAAACAGCCAAUCAACCUCCAUGAACACAGAGCAACAACAAUUGAUCUUCACUCAAUUCAUCUAUCCAUUCCUUUCAAGAAAUGACUCAACAGAUCCCGGCUGUGUAUCAAAUACCAGUGGAAGCACGGACUGGCUCCAGAGGAACUUUGGCGUAUUUUCAGUUUUUGUAGAACUGUCCGAGUUACAAGUUCUUAAUCCCGGGUUUUCCAGCAUGGAAUCUCUCUCGGCGCUUACCCCAGACCAAGUGGCACAAUGGGCAUUGAGCUCUGGAGCAUUGAAUAACACCAAUGACAUCAACCUUGUGUUUGAGCGGCUGGACAAAGGAAACGCUUUCCAAAAUGUUGACCAGUUUCUGACGCAAUUGACGGCCGAUGCAGAACAGAUUCCUGACAUCUCUCCGGCCGUGAGGGAUGUAAUGAUGAAUCUGACAUUUAGCAUCAUCAGCCCUGAAUUCCAACGAUUUGAAAGGCUGGACUGGAUUGUGUGGUUCGAAGUAAAGCUGACUCCCAUCCUCCCCAGUUUUAAUGGAGUGAUGCUCACUAAUGCUACGUCAUACGUCAACUGCACCAACUACCAAGUGAUUGUUAAAGGAAUGUCCGAUGCCUUCCCUAAAAUGACUCCUGAUAGAAGAGAAGAAAUCGCAAUGGUCAUGCUGAAUUACCUGAAGAGAUCUAUACAACUCAUCAAUGGACCAGCUUGCACCCAGGGCAUUCAAAACGAUGCAGACUGGCUUGAGAUCAACCUGGGUCUAUUCUCUCAAUACGUAUCCUAUUCGGAUCUCACACACUUCAACAUCUCAGGGGUGGCAGUUCUAGACAUCCUCUCACCAAAUCAGAGAGCUGAACUGAUAUUUGACCAAAGCAGUGGCGCUCUGGAGAAUGUCACUCUUGUCAGGGAAGUUUUCAUCAGCUUGGUGGAAUCUGACGUGCAGCUAGAGGAGUUCUUUGUGACUUUUGUCGAAAUCACCAAGCAGGAAAACAUCACCAUCAUCACAAACACAGAUGUAAGAGACACAAUGCUAAACCUGACCUUGACGGCUCUUGCUCCCCAAUUCUACGUCUUUGAGCCAAAAGACUUCCAGCUUUGGUUCCAAGUCAAUCUGGAUGUUCUACUAGCCAGUUUCAAUCCUUCCAGUUUGGUUGUUAUCCCCCUGAACAUCACCUGUGAAUCAUACGACGCCAUAUUUACAGGUCUCAACCAAAGUUUGGAAUCUCUUCCACCUAACCUCUCACAGGGUGUGAUGUCCAGCUUGGAUGCAUUGAUGGAGAAAUUCCAACGUUGCCCAAGGCCGCUCCCUGAUAUUGUGUGCAAAGAAACAUUGGUCAAUGAAGAACAACUUUGUACUGGAGUCAACAGUGCACAACUGGAGCAAAACCUAUUGUCUGGCAGUUCUUCUGAAUCUCUGUGCAACUUCAACCUCCCUGAAUAUGCCUGUUCCUCAACAUUCCAUCUCUCAGCGGACAACUUGGUGACGCUGCUGAAAUGCCAACUAGCGAGCAACACCACUUACUCAACAGCAAUGUGGAAGCUGUUCUUCCAAAACAAUGCUGCGGUUCUGGAUCAGGCUCUUCUGGAGUAUUCCAGCAUGAACCCCAACAUCAGCAGUCCAGCUAUGCCACAAAUCCUUGAUGCCAUUGAAGAAGUCAAAAUAAACAAUUUCACUAAUGCACAGCUGAACAACGUCGGUUUCAUCAAUGACUGGUUCCAGAAGAGGCUCCGACCAUUCCUGGCAUCUCCAUCCAGCAAUUUCCUCUCCUGUCUGAGCUCCAAGAACUUCAGUUGUCAGACCUACCAAACUGUUAUUGCUGCUCUAAACAGCCAAUCAACCUCCAUGAACACAGAGCAACAACAAUUGAUCUUCACUCAAUUCAUCUAUCCAUUCCUUUCAAGAAAUGACUCAACAGAUCCCGGCUGUGUAUCAAAUACCAGUGGAAGCACGGACUGGCUCCAGAGGAACUUUGGCGUAUUUUCAGUUUUUGCAGAACUGUCCGAGUUACAAGUCCUUAAUCCCGGGUUUUCCAGCAUGGAAUCUCUCUUGGCGCUUACCCCAGACCAAGUGGCACAAUGGGCAUUGAGCUCUGGAGCAUUGAAUGACACCAAUGACAUCAACCUUGUGUUUGAGCGGCUGGACGAAGGAAACGCUUUCCAAAAUGUUGACCAGUUUCUGACGCAAUUGACGGCCGAUGCAGAACAGAUUCCUGACAUCCUUCCGGCCGUGAGGGACGUAAUGAUGAAUCUGACAUUUAGCAUCAUCAGCCCUGAAUUCCAACGAUUUAAAAGGCUGGACUGGAUUGUGUGGUUCGAAGUAAAGCUGACUCCCAUCCUCCCCAGUUUUAAUGGAGUGAUGCUCACUAAUGCUACGUCAUACGUCAACUGCACCAACUACCAAGUGAUUGUUAAAGGAAUGUCCGAUGCCUUCCCUAAAAUGACUCCUGAUAGAAGAGAAGAAAUCGCAAUGGUCAUGCUGAAUUACCUGAAGAGAUCUAUACAACUCAUCAAUGGACCAGCUUGCACCCAGGGCAUUCAAAACGAUGCAGACUGGCUUGAGAUCAACCUGGGUCUAUUCUCUCAAUACGUAUCCUAUUCGGAUCUCACACACUUCAACAUCUCAGGGGUGGCAGUUCUAGACAUCCUCUCACCAAAUCAGAGAGCUGAACUGAUAUUUGACCAAAGCAGUGGCGCUCUGGAGAAUGUCACUCUUGUCAGGGAAGUUUUCAUCAGCUUGGUGGAAUCUGACGUGCAGCUAGAGGAGUUCUUUGUGACUUUUGUCGAAAUCACCAAGCAGGAAAACAUCACCAUCAUCACAAACACAGAUGUAAGAGACACAAUGCUAAACCUGACCUUGACGGCUCUUGCUCCCCAAUUCUACGUCUUUGAGCCAAAAGACUUCCAGCUUUGGUUCCAAGUCAAUCUGGAUGUUCUACUAGCCAGUUUCAAUCCUUCCAGUUUGGUUGUUAUCCCCCUGAACAUCACCUGUGAAUCAUACGACGCCAUAUUUACAGGUCUCAACCAAAGUUUGGAAUCUCUUCCACCUAACCUCUCACAGGGUGUGAUGUCCAGCUUGGAUGCAUUGAUGGAGAAAUUCCAACGUUGCCCAAGGCCGCUCCCUGAUAUUGUGUGCAAAGAAACAUUGGUCAAUGAAGAACAACUUUGUACUGGAGUCAACAGUGCACAACUGGAGCAAAACCUAUUGUCUGGUAGCUCUUCUGAAUCUCUGUGCAACUUCAACCUCCCUGAAUAUGCCUGUUCCUCAACAUUCCAUCUCUCAACGGACAACUUGGUGACGCUGCUGAAAUGCCAACUAGCGAGUAACACCACUUACUCAACAGCAAUGUGGAAGCUGUUCUUCCAAAACAAUGCUGCGGUUCUGGAUCAGGCUCUUCUGGAGUAUUCCAGCAUGAACCCCAACAUCGGCAAUCCAGCUAUGCCACAAAUCCUUGAUGCCAUCGAAGAGGUCAAAAUAAACAAUUUCACUAAUGCACAGCUGAACAACGUCGGUUUCAUCAAUGACUGGUUCCAGAAGAGGCUCCGACCAUUCCUGGCAUCUCCAUCCAGCAAUUUCCUCUCCUGUCUGAGCUCCAAGAACUUCAGUUGUCAGACCUACCAAACUGUUAUUGCUGCUCUAAACAGCCAAUCAACCUCCAUGAACACAGAGCAACAACAAUUGAUCUUCACUCAAUUCAUCUAUCCAUUCCUUUCAAGAAAUGACUCAACAGAUCCCGGCUGUGUAUCAAAUACCAGUGGAAGCACGGACUGGCUCCAGAGGAACUUUGGCGUAUUUUCAGUUUUUGCAGAACUGUCUGAGUUACAAGUCCUUAAUCCUGGGUUUUCCAGCAUGGAAUCUUUCUCGGCGCUUACCCCAGACCAAGUGGCACAAUGGGCAUUGAGCUCUGGAGCAUUGAAUGACACCAAUGACAUCAACCUUGUGUUUAAGCGGCUGGACGAAGGAAACGCUUUCCAAAAUGUUGACCAGUUUCUGACGCAAUUGACGGCCGAUGCAGAACAGAUUCCUGACAUCCUUCCGGCCGUGAGGGAUGUAAUGAUGAAUCUGACAUUUAGCAUCAUCAGCCCUGAAUUCCAACGAUUUAAAAGGCUGGACUGGAUUGUGUGGUUCGGAGUAAAGCUGACUCCCAUCCUCCCCAGUUUUAAUGGAGUGAUGCUCACUAAUGCUACGUCAUACGUCAACUGCACCAACUACCAAGUGAUUGUUAAAGGAAUGUCCGAUGCCUUCCCUAAAAUGACUCCUGAUAGAAGAGAAGAAAUCGCAAUGGUCAUGCUGAAUUACCUGAAGAGAUCUAUACAACUCAUCAAUGGACCAGCUUGCACCCAGGGCAUUCAAAACGAUGCAGACUGGCUUGAGAUCAACCUGGGUCUAUUCUCUCAAUACGUAUCCUAUUCGGAUCUCACACACUUCAACAUCUCAGGGUUGGCAGUUCUAGACAUCCUCUCACCAAAUCAGAGAGCUGAACUCAUACUGGACCCUAUGAAUCUGUCCAAUGAAUCUCUUGUACAAGAGGUUUUGCUGUCGGUUCUGGGGUCUGCCGACAUCGGGGAGAUUGGACUUUUUUUCCAGGCAUUUGUUAAUACUGCAGCAAUGACAAACCUGACCUCUAUUGAGCCAGGACUACGAAACACCCUCUUAAAUCUGACUCUUACAGCACUAGCCCCCAAAUUGAAAGCCUUGGAUGCUCAGGGAUUCAAGUUCUGGUUUCAGGUCUAUCUCCAGUUAUUGCUCCCAGGCAUUCAACCUGGGACCUUUUCUGUCAUCCCAAGGAAUAUCAGCUGUGACUCCUUCAGUGCUAUCAUCAAGGGGUGUGAUAAUGUGGUCACUCAACUGUCACAGAUGCAGUCCCAGGAAGUCUUCACAUUUAUUAUGAAUUAUUUGACAGGCCAAUUAGUUGGAGGCUUUUCCUGUGUGAACACUGUGACUAAUGACAGUGAUUGGCUUGAAAGCUACUUGGGACAAUUCCGGAUCUAUGCAACAUAUGUGGACUUUGUGAUCCUGAAGAGUGAUUUUAAUGGAGUGAAAGUAGCGGAUCUGCUCACUCCUACACAGUUGGCUCAGCUGGCAAUAAUUCCCUCACAACUAAAAGGGGCACAGGAUGUCAACAAGAUCAUGGCAUACAUCAUUCCGGCUGACUUUGGACUGUUCUAUGACAUACUCUCACCGGCUAUUCAGAAAAACCAGAACAACUACACAAAAGAGGUGAAGUCUGCUUUCCUCCAGGUGGUUUUUGACAGUGCCGACCUUUCCUCCACUGCCAUCAACGACACAGAAUUUCUUCUUUGGCUCACUGUUCGGUUGAACCCUCUCUUGGUGAACCUUUCAUCCAGUCAAGUGACACCACUCUUCAAAAUCUUGAUUGAUAGGGACUGUAAUAGUAGCCAACAAACGAUCUCACUGUUAGAUGAGCUGCGCUCAACAUUGACUGAAGAGACUCAGAGUGAAAUCUACAGCAACACUGUGCUCCUGCUAACAGAGCCAACACCGCUGCGAUGCUAUGUAAACGGAAGCUUCUACUCAUUUCUGAAAAGCACGUUCCUUGACUUUGGAUUCCCCGACCUGUCAGUGCUUCUCACUCUCAUGCCAGACACGCGUCAAACUGAGCUCCUGAAUUCCAUAACGUUACCUGAGCUGAGUCAGUUCCUGAGUCAGCCUGGCAUCAUCGACAACAGUUCUGACAUAUGUGUUCUGUUCAAUGACUACUCCAAGACACCUGAGUUCUUGGAAAUUGAGAAUGUACCUGAUGCUGUGAAGCCCCUGAUUCUUCCCUGUGUCUGGCCUUUAGCCCUGGAAAGCAGCAAUACAUUAAACGUGGAUGCCUGGUUUGACCUUAGCCUGAAGAAAUACUUACGUUUUCUUACUAAGAGCCUCAUCAGCUCAUCAGAAGUGCAAAAUGCCAGCUGUCUCGCAUUCCAGAAACUAGUCUCCAUCCUUGGAAGUGAUUUCAAUUACAGCACCUCUAACUUUGGGCCAAGUGAUGUGUAUAGCAGCAUUAAGACUUAUCUUGUCACAGGCCCUCAACCUAAAUGCUAUAUUGCCAGUGAUCCAGACCUGAACUCUACCGCUUGGUUUGUGAACUACAUUGGUGUGUUCGUGACUUACCUCUCCCUGGAUGACCUCAACACCUUUCUCACCACCAGUCAGUUCAACAUCUUUGUGGAAAACCAAGCCAAUAUCCAGCUCUUCAACAACACUGCUAUAGCUGCAAAUGUCAUCUCCUACUACAUCACACAGCUAUACACAGUGGACCCCACCUUUAACCCUAUGCAACUUCCAGGCAGCUUUCUGUGUCAGGUCCCAAGUACAGCCUAUAACUCUCUGAGCCAAAACAACAGUGUUGAUAUACUGAACCGUUUCCAGCAAUUCUGCAAUGGAACUGACAAUCCUCAGAUAUUUGCUGCACUGGUGUCUAACCUCCAAAAUAUCACAGCAAACAUUAUCACAAUGUUGGGGAACGCCAUCACUGGCCUGUCGACAAAUCAGAUUGCCUCGAUUUCUACCUCAACACUUGUAUCAUCUCUUUCAACUCUUGGUUCUGUGAGUGGCUGGAACCAAGGCCAGGCCAUUGUGGUUGUACAGACCAUCAUUUCUGGAGGCUUCCAGAUCAGCAACGCCUCCACUCUGAUCGCAUUGGGCACACUCAUUGGGGGUGUUCCGUCGGCAAUAAUAACGUCCGUCUCAGCCACUGAGCUCUUGGCAACAUCCCAGAACCCCGGGUUUAUCACCAACUUGCUUGCUGCGCCAGAGAUUUUACAGGCAACCUACAUCAGCAAGAUAAUCACCGUCGGCCAAAGCCAGAACGCAUUUAUUGUUAAUGUACCAGAUGCUAUGGCCACGCAGAUCCCCAGGGUUCUCUUGACAUCCUUCCAGGAUACAGUAGACGUGCAGGCGAUCAACAGAAAGACCUGGACGCAAAAUCAGGCUGUUGUCUUCUUCUCCUUUGAAGUAAGCAAUGCAACCAUCAGCCCAGAGGAGCUCUCCCCAUUCGUGUUGCAAGGGUUUACUUGUACAGCAGCAGGGUCCAUGCAGAGCGAAUUGAUUCGCAGUCUGGUUCAUGCCUGCAGACCCAGGAUCCAGAGGCAAAAAGUGGUGCUAAUAGAAACACAGUUGACCUGCAUGUAUAAUUUACUGAAAAGCAACCUCUCGCAGAACUUCACUGACUAUCCCUCAGAGAUGUUACUCUAUUACAACUAUUCGAUAGUUGAGCAAAGCAACUGCAGGUCCUACUUCACCGCUGUGGGUUCUGCAGAUUUCACCGUCCUCUCCAGAGUGCUGAACAAGGAUACACUGUUGCUGAACAACGCAAAAAGCUGCUUGGGAAUACGUGGAAUGAGCCUCAGCAAAGACAAUGUGGAGGUGCUGGGAAACAUGCUGUGCAUUGUGAACGGCUCCUACAUCCAAAGUUCUGACCCUUUCAUUCUGGAGAAACUGAAGAACUGCCAGGACUUCACCGUGUCUCAGGCCAAUGCCAUGGAAACACUCCUGCUUUCAGGGACCACUCAGUAUGGAAACACUUCGACAUGGAAUGAACAAACCUUGGUAAACCUUGGAAUCCUACCACUGUAUCUGUCCAGUAACUUCUGGAGCCUAUUCACCAGUAAUGUGAAAAGGACAUUCCUCCAGUACUUUAUGCCCCAGCUAAGGAACAACGGAACAGUGGGGACAAAGUUGAUGGCACUGUUCCAGCAGGUUAACAAAAUCACAAGAUCCAGGAGAGAAGCAGGUUGCACCAUUGGCAACAUCACCCAGUCGACCAUCGCUGAUGCCGCUUUCCCCUUCGGCUAUACCGCGACCCAGUUUGACCUAUGCCUUAACACCAGCGUUUUAAUAAACAAUCUCGCCGCUGUCACUGGAAAAGUGGAUGAUGUCACCUUCCAGGCUGUUAUUUUAGCCAAACUUAACCAGGCUUAUCCAUCGGGGAUUGUUGACGAGCAGCUCCAGAUUCUGGGUUCAGUGUCUCGUGUGGCCACACUAGAUGACAUCACAAAGUGGAGAAUCACCAGUAUCGACACACUGUCAGCACUGAUGAAUCCGAAAAAUGGUCCAUGGGAAGCAGCACAGAGUAACGCAAUCAUCAUGAUAUACUUAAACACAUCAGGCAACUCCUUGGGCAGUUUCGAGCUAAACGCGAUUGGUUCAAACUUAUGUUCUCUGGACAUCAGUGUGUUGCAGACAAUCACGCCAGACAGCCUAAGAAAUGCCAAUUCCUUGAAUGUGACCUCUUGCUCCACUGAGCAGAAGAGAACUUUAUAUAACAUCGGCAAGACUGCCUUCAACACACAGCGCACCAGUGUAGCAACAACUUAUUACCACCUCAUCAGCUCCUACCUAGGUGGGGCUCCCAUUGAAGACAUAAGGAGCCUUGCAACUCAGAAUGUGAGCAUGGACAUCGCUACCUUCCUAAGUCUUGACAUCACCGUAGUUACAAAUCUGACCGUAAGCGAGGUGAAAGGACUUAUGGGUAUUAACGUGGACGAUCUGAAGACGUUUGAGAAUACCUCAGUUGUUAAGGCGUGGGAAGCUCAGCAGCCACAGUCUGAGCUGGAUACCCUGGGUAUUGGCCUGACUGGAGGCCGAGAAGCUCUGAUUGUCACACCCAACCCCAACAUUAGCAGCUCUACUAACGGCAUCACGAAAUCACCAGUGCCCGCCACUGCCACAGUCAUGCCACUGCUAAACACCACAAUCAACAAUGGCAUUGGUGAUGGAGGACAACUGCUUGGGAAAGACAUGCGAGCCUUCUCUCUCUGUUUGGCUCUGCUGACCAUUAUUCUACAGUUGACAUCAGGCUAGAUGAAGAGACCAUAGAAUGGGCUGACCAUCCCAUUGUUUUACCUACAGCAACAUGUCUUGAAGAAAUAUCAAACAGUCCUGUACUACUUUUAUAAAUAAAAUUUGCGUUUUUAUAAUGUAUCCAAUUAUGUUGAAAUUGUUACAAAUUUAGUCCCUCUUAAUAAUGAAUCUACAUUUGUUUUCCUAUGAACGACUUGAUUUCCAUAAGAUUGCACAUGGCACUUAACAUUUUUAUUUAAAUUACAUUUAAGCACAAUUUGUGAUGUACACAGUAUUUCCAAGUUCCCUUGUUUGUAACCCGUAAAUAUUUUAUUUUAAUUUUAAAUAAAUCUCUCAAUGUA
Molecule: messenger RNA, 11642 nt
Organism: Esox lucius (northern pike)
Lineage: Eukaryota; Metazoa; Chordata; Actinopteri; Esociformes; Esocidae
Exons: 90
Coding region: 70-11301 (3743 amino acids)
Biological process (GO): cell-matrix adhesion
Cellular component (GO): cell surface
Source: RefSeq, a predicted model, not a curated record